This is a messenger RNA of Dentiscutata heterogama, 237 nucleotides long. The record is from the annotation of a GenBank genome assembly. Lineage: Eukaryota; Fungi; Glomeromycota; Glomeromycetes; Diversisporales; Gigasporaceae.
GAAAUGUCUAAAGAUAGAACUUUUUCAAUGAGCAAGAGUCAACAAGCUGAACAUCAUAUUUUUGAACUUGUAAAUGAGAACAAGUAUAUUGUAAUUGAAAAGAAAGAUGCCAAUGUGGAUAAACACACUGAGGAUAUGUAUAAAUCACAUGAAUUCGAUAGAAUUCCUUGUUUUAUUUUAUCAAAUAAUUUGAAUGAUUUUCAAUUAUGUAUUAAAAAUACUGAAACAAAAGAAUGA